Anoplopoma fimbria (sablefish) is the source of this 1290-nucleotide messenger RNA. RefSeq names its product mediator complex subunit 8 (gene med8). Gene Ontology annotation, cellular component: core mediator complex; mediator complex. Bases 94 to 927 code for a protein of 277 amino acids. The record is from RefSeq and is a predicted model, not a curated record. Lineage: Eukaryota; Metazoa; Chordata; Actinopteri; Perciformes; Anoplopomatidae. Gene Ontology annotation, molecular function: transcription coregulator activity; RNA polymerase II cis-regulatory region sequence-specific DNA binding. Gene Ontology annotation, biological process: regulation of transcription by RNA polymerase II. The transcript has 7 exons.
UGUAAUGCUAUUGUAAUGCCCAUAUGUUGUCAUUUAGGGCAUGCUGCUUUGUUUUAACAUUCACUGGACCUUUGGUUGCAGUUUGUCCUGUAGAUGUUUCAACGGGAGGAGAAGCAGCUGGAGGCGGCGGUGGAGUCUCUGAUCUCUCGUGUAGCACACGUCAAGAACGCUCUUCACAGCUUCAUCUAUAAGUUGGAAAAUGAAUACGAGCGACUAACAUGGCCGUCUGUUUUGGACAACUUCGCCCUGCUAUCCGGUCAGCUGAACACCAUCAAUAAACUGCUGAAGAACGAGAAGACCCCGUCAUUUCGUAACCAGGUUAUAAUACCGCUGCUGCUGUCCCCAGACCGAGAUGAGGAUUUAGCGAAACUCACAGAGCAGCGUGUCCCAGUGUUCAGCCAUGAGAUUGUACCAGACUACUUGCGGACCAAGCCUGAUCCAGAGGUGGAGGAGCAGGAGAAACAGCUGAGUGUAGAGGCAGCGCGAAUAGGCCCCGAGGCGGCACAGAAACAGAUCCAGACGUUGAAUAAACUCUGUUCCAGUCUGCUGGAGAAGCUGAACAAUCCUCGUGAUGACAGAGAUUCAGAGAGUGCAGCAAUACGACAGAAUAAACCAUCAUUUAACCCUGCUGACACCAACGCAUUGGUCGGAGCAGUUGCAUUUGGAAAGGGGCUUUCCAAAUGUAGGCCUCCUGGUCCAGUGGCCCCUGGACAUCCAGGACAAGGGCCCAUGAUGGGUGGAGGUCCAACCUUACAGCAGGUCACCAUCGGUGGUGGUUCAAGCCAGCAAACAGGUAUGGGAGGACCUGUGGCUCCACAGCAGCAAGGGCAGCCAGGUAGGAGACCUGGAGAGCUGGGAAAAAUGCCAAGCAGCAUCAAGACAAACAUCAAAUCCGCAUCAGGUUCAAUGCAUCCUUACAACCGAUGAGCUCCUUUUUUUGUUUUUUUGUUAUGUUUAUAAGUGUUUGUUACAUCUCAAGGACUCACCUACUGCAAUGCCAACAUUUGUAAUACUCGCCUUUUGUAACCUUUUACAAACCCUCUAUUUUCAUAGAAUGGACCAACAUCUACAGUUAUUACUACUUUGUUUUCUCUAAAGCUGUUUCAAGUAAUAUUAUCUCAAACAUUAAAUGCUAAUAUUUGCAACCAUCAGGGUUCAUUGUUUCUUAUUCUUAUACCUUAUCUGACCCUCUGUGUUUGAGCCACUAGAUGGCAGUAUGUUAUCAUUUGUGGGAUUACAAAAGCUUGAAUAUUGUACUGUAUUAUUUACUUUUUUUCACAAUAAAUAAGU